Molecule: messenger RNA, 3097 nt
Organism: Echinops telfairi (small Madagascar hedgehog)
Lineage: Eukaryota; Metazoa; Chordata; Mammalia; Afrosoricida; Tenrecidae
Gene: HOXB3
Product: homeobox B3
Exons: 5
Coding region: 461-1612 (383 amino acids)
Biological process (GO): regulation of transcription by RNA polymerase II
Cellular component (GO): nucleus
Molecular function (GO): RNA polymerase II cis-regulatory region sequence-specific DNA binding; DNA-binding transcription factor activity, RNA polymerase II-specific
Source: RefSeq, a predicted model, not a curated record
UUCAGUCCGGUGUGUGUGGGGAAAUCAAGAUCUGCAAAGCAAACCUCUGCAGACCGGCUGUUGGGGGAAAAAAGUGUUAGCUGUCUCUCCGGGAUCUGCGAGGGGGCAAAAAAAUUGGAACCAUAAAGUUGCAAACUUUUUUCUCUCAGUUUGGAAGAAGCCGCUCAUCAUGAAUGGGAUCAGCGGAGCCCAGGCGAGAGGAGGCGAGUGGCGGAAAGGAGGGGAGAUUUCUCGCCUGCCGCUCGCGCUGGGGCUCGAUGUGAAUAUAUAUUAUGUCUGCCUGUGCUCCCCUCGUCGGUGGCUAAGGUCAGCCGCUUGGAGCAGACCCCGGGAGGAGGGGGGCAGAAGGGGAAGGGGGGGUGUCCAGCGUGUCACGUGACCCCCCAGGGGUGCCAAUGUCCGGUCCUGAGGGUAUCAAGCCCUUGCAAGUUGCCACCCACUGCCCUGGCCUCGCCCAGCGAUGCAGAAAGCCACCUACUACGACAACACAGCAGCUGCGCUCUUCGGAGGCUACUCCUCGUACCCAGGCAGCAAUGGCUUCGGCUACGACGGGCCCCCCCAGCCCCCCUUUCAGGCGGCCACGCACCUGGAGGGCGACUAUCAGCGCUCAGCGUGCUCCCUGCAGUCCCUGGGCAACGCCACCCCACAUGCCAAGAGCAAGGAGCUCAACGGCAGCUGCAUGAGGCCCGGCCUGGCCCCCGAGCCCUUGCCUGCCCCGCCCGGCUCGCCCCCGCCCAGCGCCGCGCCCACCAGUGCCACUAGCAACAGCAAUCAUACGGGCGGGCCGGGCAAAAGCGGCCCCCCCAAGUGCGGCCCCGGCUCCAACUCCGCCCUCACCAAACAGAUAUUCCCCUGGAUGAAAGAGUCGAGGCAAACGGCCAAGCUGAAAAACAGCUCCCCCGGCACAGGUACCAGCUCUCUGACUUGCUCUCCGCCAGCUUUUGUCCGGGCCAGGAAUGCCACUGUUAUUCUAGCACCCAGCCCCUUGGCGCCCUCGCGGCGGCCUAGGAUCAAGAUCUGGUUCCAGAACCGGCGCAUGAAGUACAAGAAGGACCAGAAGGCCAAGGGGCUGGCUUCCUCUUCAGGGGGCCCCUCGCCCGCCGGCAGCCCCCCGCAGCCCAUGCAGUCCAGCGCCGGCUUCCUGAACGCCUUACACCCCCUGACCCCCAGCUACGAGAGCCCGUCCCCGCCCGCCUUCGGCAAAGCCCACCAGAAUGCCUACGCGCUGCCCUCCAACUACCAGCCCCCUCUCAAAGGCUGCGGCGCCCCGCAGAAGUACCCCCCGACCCCGGCGCCCGACUACGAGCCCCACGUCCUCCAAGCCAACGGGGGCGCCUAUGGGACGCCCACGAUGCAGGGCAGCCCCGUGUACGUGGGCGGGGGCGGCUACGCGGAUCCGCUGCCGCCCCCUGCUGGCCCCUCCCUCUACGGCCUCAACCACCUGGCCCACCACCCCUCGGGGAACCUGGACUACAACGGGGCGCCCCCUAUGGCCCCCAGCCAGCACCACGGACCCUGUGACCCCCAUCCCACCUACACAGACCUCUCCUCUCACCACGCGCCUCCUCCUCAGGGUAGAAUCCAAGAAGCGCCCAAGUUAACACACCUGUGAUGGGAGUGGCUGGACGGUGGGGGUGGGGCAAGGUGGCGGCGGGCCAGCCCUUGGGUUGUGGAGCUCUCGGGGCAGAUCCCAGAGGUCUGGAGGAGGAGGCCAAGGGGCAGUGGUGAGACUCCCUGGGAAGAACAAUGGGUCUGAGCCUGCCCUGCCAAAUUGGUCUUCAGCCCUCCAGCCUCUGCUGCCAUCCACCUGCCAGCCCAUGGGAAAGGAGUCACAGCCAAUUGGAGAUGACCCCAUCAACCCCAGGGCUUCAGCACUCCCAGUUGGAAUUCUACUCUGGGGGGUGGGGUAGAGGAAGAGGAAUUGGGAAAAUAAGGCAGAGAAGCACAGGACAGGAGACAAAAACGCCAGACAAGAUGGCUAGGCCAUCACCCACCAACCAACCAACGUACCUGCCAUCCCUGUGAGCGAUUCUCCCACACCUUGACUCCCCCCCCCUCCCAAUUCUCUUUGAAAGCAAAACAAAACAUAUUUCAAAUGCAAGGGCACAAACCACACUCUACCUGCUUUCCAGGGGCCUCAAGUUUGCUCCCAUGUCUCUGAGGUUUAGUGGGGUAACCCCCUCCAUUUCUAGCCCAGAUGUUUCUGCUUUAGGGCAUUGUUACUUACACACACACCCCUUGAUGACAGUGUUCAGAGGGCUCAGGGAUGGUGAGAGAGCCUGAAAGUCAGAGCUGCCUAUAUUAUAAAUCGAUAUAUUUUUCCCCCUUUACAUAAAAAUUGGGAGGCAGGCAAGUUGUCAGGGCUAAAGACUUGCCCAUCCUACCACCUCCUGCCCGGGCUCCAGGUCCAUCCCCUUCUCUCCAUAGAAAACAUCGGUGACACGGGGUUCUCCACAUUUUCUUUUCUUCUGUUACUCUCUUGACUUAACGUGAAAACAGGGUAUAUUUGAACAAACUGUCUGUCCCAGGCAGAGGGUUGCAGCUUGGCCUGUGAGCCUCGCUGCCCCCGCUGACAGGACACUUUUGUUGCACUUAGAGUUUACAUUUUAAUGGAUAUAAAAACAACUGUGAGAGGUGCCUGGGCCUGCAGGAGCCCAGCGUCGCUCAAAAAGCUUGUGUUCUAGUGAACAUUUUCAUAUAUAUUUAUUGGUUAUAGCCUGUUAAAAUAUUUUCAUUUUGUAUUAUUUAUCCCCCCACAUUAUGUAUUUAUGAGGGAAGAAAGGAAAAAAAAUUGUACUUUUUUAGUAUUUACUUGUUAUAAAGGACGUUGUGUUUUUCUGUCAUGUAAAAGCAGCUAUUUUAGUUAUUGUACUCUAGAAAAGAGCUGUAGAUUUAUGUUAAACUCGUACUUAUGAACAAUUGUAAUUAGUUUACCAGGCAUGGACUCAGCUCCUAAUUGUCACUGUAUAGUCCUGAAUUUGUAGACUUAGAGUUAAUUCUCUUGGAACUUUCUUUGUUCUUUGUAGUUACAUUUUUCCUCACUUAAAAGGGUUGUCUGUCGAGCAAUUCUUAAAUAAACUUUCUGUUAUCUAUUUUA